This is a messenger RNA of Phycomyces blakesleeanus NRRL 1555(-), 1593 nucleotides long. RefSeq lists its product as hypothetical. The record is from RefSeq and is a predicted model, not a curated record. NCBI's taxonomy places the organism in Eukaryota, Fungi, Mucoromycota, Mucoromycetes, Mucorales, Phycomycetaceae. The coding region runs from base 1 to 1593 and encodes 530 amino acids. Gene Ontology annotation, molecular function: transmembrane transporter activity. Gene Ontology annotation, biological process: transmembrane transport. The transcript is spliced from 9 exons.
AUGAAACCACUAUCACGUCACACUACAAAUGAUUCUUCCAAAAGCUAUCUUGAGAGAGAGCUAGUGAUCUCUCUUGACGAUGGUGGUCCGAUGGUUGGCGCCACUAUGAUGGCUUUAGAGAUGGACCAUGAAGAUACUCGUACUCUAGAGGGCGACAAAAGGAGGUCUCAAGAUGAAUCUACCAUUGAAAAUCAUACGACAAAAUAUGAUACCCAGUAUACUACAGACAAACAAAUAGAUGACAGUGCAUCAAGUGUACACUCUGCAAAUGUCACAUUGUCAAACAGACCGUGGUAUGAGUUCUGGAAGGUCAAACAAGAGACCCACACAGACCCUCGGAAUUUUUCACCUUUCAAGAAAUAUCUUAUUCUAUUAAUUGUAUCACUGGCAGGCUCAACUUCUCCAAUAUCUACUACUGUUUAUGCAACCUUGGUUACCAUGCAACACUAUUUCAAUACGACAGAUACACUCAUGAAUGCAUCCCGUCGCCGUCGGAUAUAUCUUGUAUCUUUCUUGAUAGCUGUGGUUGGCAGUGUAUGUUGCGCCGUCUCUGUCAAUAUUACAAUGUUUAUCGUCUUUCGAGGCUUUAGUGCAAUUGGAUCUUCAUCGGUGAUGUCUAUGGGAGCGGGUACGCUUGCAGAUAUAUUUGAGCCACAUGAGAGAGGGAAAGCGUUUGCAUGGUACACAUGCGGCCCACUGCUAGGACCUGCAUUAGGACCAAUUAUCGGUGGAUAUCUAAACCAAGGUCUCGGUUGGAGAAGCAACUUUUGGUUCUUGUCAAUCUUUUCGUGUUGUAUUUGGAUCACCAUGUUUUUCUUCUUUCCAGAGACUUGGCGUCCGGCACCAGCUCCAGGAGCCGAAACGAGUCCAGUUCCAGGAACAGAAAACAACAAUGGAUCAGUAAAAAAGAAGACCAAGCGACUCGUAAAUCCGCUCUCGGCUCUUCGUCUUCUACUCUUUCCAAAUAUCACACUGGCUGUUAGUUUUGUGGGUGUCUUAUUCUUAGUGUUCUAUCUUCUGAAUACCAACUUUACACGUACAUACACGAUCCAGUACAACCUUAAUUCUGGAAUUGUGGGUAUCUGUUACCUUCCACUGGCAUUCGGGGCAAUGAUUGGUGGUAUCUCGGGUGGUCGCAUCUCAGACCGACUGUACAACAAGCGUGUUGUACAGGCCAAUGGAGAAUCUACCCCAGAGAUGCGUUUAGGUGGUCCCUUGUUCUACAUCGCAAUUGUCCUUCAGAUGUUUGCAUUUACUGGCUAUGGCUGGUGCGUUGAGAAAAACCUCCAUUUUGCAUAUGGUCUGGCAUUCCAAUUCCUUGUUGGAGUAACGAUUAUGUUUCCUAAUGUUGUUCUUUCGGCAUACAUGGUCGACUGUUUCCGUAAAAAAGGUGCUUCUGUUACAGCAUGCAAUAAUUUUGUUAGAUAUUGUAUGGCUGGUGUUGGAUCACUUAUUGCAUCUGAUAUUGUAAAUGCCAUGGGAAAUGGCAUUCUUUUCACUGUUUGCGGUGUGGCUCUCUUUUUGGCUAGUGGUCUUAUUCUCAUAAUCAUAAGAUAUGCUAAGAAGUGGCAAAAACUAAGAGAGUGUGUGUAA